This is a messenger RNA of Mesorhabditis belari, 2703 nucleotides long. Lineage: Eukaryota; Metazoa; Nematoda; Chromadorea; Rhabditida; Rhabditidae. The record is from the annotation of a GenBank genome assembly.
AUGGACACCCCCGAUUUGGAUGGCUCCUCAUCACUUCAAGAUGGAUCCACUGAUCCAGCGACGAGGAAGAGAAUAGCAAAGGUUCACAAGAAGAACACUCGGGGUGAGACGUCGUUGCAUGUUGCGGCGAGGAAAGGCGAGACGGAGACGUGCGCACAAUUGCUAAGAGACGCCGUUGAGCCGAAUUGGGUAAACCUUCCCGAUUACGCUGGUUGGACGGCGCUGCACGAGGCGUGUUACCAGAGUCGAUACGAGACUGCGGAGAUGUUGAUCAGAAGUGGAGCCAACGUGAAUCAAGCGUCAAACGAGGAGUUGACGACACCGUUGCACGAUGCGGCUCAAGCUGGCGAUAAUGCGAUAGUGUGGCUUCUCUUAAAUUAUGGCGCUGAUCGAAAUGCACACGAUUCAAAGGGGCAACGACCGAUCGAUUUGUGCGAGUCGGGCUCGAGAGUCGCCUCGUUGUUGACAAGUGCUGAAUUGCCGAGCGAAUGUCCGAGUGAGUGCCCGUCGCCACAGCAAGCGAUUGAGGAUAAACCGAUUCAAGGAGUGAUUGAAGCCUCAAAUCUCGAACUAUUGACUGAGCCAACGAGUCUUUCGAAUCUCCCACCGUUGGGCAUAUCAACGUGUACAGAGGAUGCAACGUCAUUUCAUAGCCCUGGUGUCGGCGAGUUGCUCUCCUCGGUGCCUUUCGUUGUCCCGGAAGCUCUCACGAGUCUUGUGAAUGCUACUCUACCGCCAAUCAUCCCAAACAUUGAACAACCCGAAGAACCAAGAGUUGAGCUCCCGAAAGUCGAAGAUGCUCGUAGUCGAAUAGAAGGCGGUCUACAAGAGUCAAUGGAUUUCGAUGAUGAGGAUGAGAAUCGAUUGUUGAUUGAAGAUGAAGAAGAAGAGGAAGAGGGAGAAGGAGGAGGAGGAGGAAGAGAUGGAGAAGGAGAUGGAGGAGGAGAAGGAGAAGGAGGAGGAGGAGGAGAUGGAGAUGGAGAUGGAGGAGGAGGAGAAGGAGAUGGAGAAGGAGAAGGAGAUGGAGAUGGAGAUGGAGAUGGAGAUGGAGAAGAUCAAGAAAUACAAAAAGUUCAGAAAGGAGAGGUUGGCAUUAAUGGAGAUGAGGGGAGACAAAGGGAGAACGAUGAUCAAGUCGAGAUCUCUGGCACUCCGGACACCGAUCCACCGCUGAGAAUUGAUGAGGAGAGUCCAGAGGCCAUGGAAAUCGAUUCAGUUUUGCUGGGGAAAAGAGGGAAAGUGGGCAGACCGAAGUCUUCACGCACUUCUACACCGAUUCCGACAAAUCACGGUCUACGCGAUCCGAAUUCCGAUCGGAAACGGGGACCCGGACGUGGCCGAAAACGAGGCGCUAGAGCGACUGGCCGCGGUGGCUCGUGCACCUCAUCACCCAGAGCCUCCCGCUUCAGCGAACAGGAUAUCUACGAGUUCAAAGAUAGUCCCGAUAGUGGCAAUGAACAGGGUGAAGAGCUGCCCGAGCGCGAGUCCUCCGCUCCACCUUCAUGGAAACGAAUGCGAAUUGAUGAGGAUGCGAGCAGGAGUGGGGAUAGUAAUGGCAGUGCCUCGUCACCUCUUCAAUCAAACGGUCAACAAGUGCCAGUGCUUCGGAUCUCUCUGAAGGGUGGAUCAGAUGAUGAGACGAUGGACAACGAUAGUCAGUCGACGAGCAGUCGUGGCGGUAAAGGCUCUUCUCGGGGUAAAAGUCUUUCUCUGAGCUCAGCAAAGAAGCCAGGCGCACCGCCGACUCGCGAAGGGACACCAUUGGGACAAACGGACGACGAUGGACAGAGUCGAAUGACGAGAAGCAGGAUUCGUCAAUCCGGCAAAACGAUCGAAGAGCCUGAUUAUUGGGGAAAAGGCGGGAAAAAGUUGAAACGAACCCUUGCCGAGGGUGAGGGCGGGGAAAAGGAAGAAGAGAUGGGGGAUGAGAUCGGUGAACAAGAUGAAGAAGAAAGAGAUGGGGAAAAGGAGAAAGAAGACUAUAUAGAAGCUCAGUAUGACAUUGAGCAAAUUGCACUGAAAGAGACCAACAUUGCGCAAAGGAUUAUGCUUUAUGACAGCACGAAGAGUCGCUUGGAGUUACAGAAACAGCUAAUCUCUCGUUGGAUUGAAGACUCUUCCCUUGACACAGCAUCAACAAUGGCUGCUGAGAACACAAUGCCUCCAAAUUAUCCCCAAUACAUGAUCGCUACUCGAGAUUAUUUUACGGAUAUUGAUUGGUACAGAGAAAUGAUCGAAAAGGAACCAUUGCUUGCAACGAUUCCAAAAGAAUUGAGAGAGUUUUGGGAUUCGCAGCAGAAAAAGCGUGAGCACAUCUUGCAACGAGCAAGCUACGAUCUGGCUCGACAACAAAUGCUUUAUGAGAGAGAGUACGUGAGACACUAUCGACGAUCGAUUUGUGGGCCAAAUCGUCUAAACCUGUGCCGUAUGUUGAGAGAGCUGGAAACAUACAAUUCAAUGACCCUUCUUCAACCUGGCCAUCCAGAGGAUGAAGCAGUGCUGAGAAAAGAGGAUUUUACGAAAACCAUGGAGUCACCAAUACAAGAAAUGUGGAGAAGGCACUGUAUCGAGGCUGUCGCAUUGGCUACGUCACAGCGUUCCCACUUCUCGAUCGAGGCACGUGCACUUGGUUUAACGCUUGAAACGAGGGUUUUGGAGAAGCUGUGCCCAGAAAUCCCAACAAGACGACUUGAGAUGUAUUUG